AUGAACUUCACCUUUAUUUCCCGCAUACUGCUUCAAGAAAACACUACCUAUAGACCACUGGCCUUCACUGAUUGGAGCCGACAAUUGGUUUCGCGAAUAGAGAAGAGGUAUGGUUUGUCAAGCCUAUGUUUUUCGAAUCCCAUACCAACGAAAUGUGUUGUUCAAAAUUACACCGAGGAUCCUGCUGUAAAACUGUUACAAGAAUAUAUACAAAUAGAUACCAGUGUAAAAGAUAAUAUCGAAUACGCUGUUAAUUUUUGGGAACGUCAAGCGGCCGCGAUAGGCCUACCGUUUUUUGUGUACCGGCCAGCAUCGAAGCCGAUAUGUGUAAUCACAUGGACUGGUACAAAUCCAGAGCUUCCAAGUAUAAUUCUCAAUUCGCAUAUGGACGUCGUUCCUGUUGCAGAGCAAGACUGGACUUAUCCGCCAUUUUCUGCAUAUAUCGACGAGAACGGGAACAUGUACGGGCGCGGUACCCAAGAUACUAAAUCUAUCAGCAUUCACUAUUUGGAAGCUAUAAGAAAACUGAUGAAAGAUAACGUGAGGCUGAAACGCACUGUUCACCUUACUUUUAUUCCAGAUGAAGAAACUGGCAGCUUUAAUGGGAUGAUACCAUUCAUUGAAACUGAAGAAUUUCGAUCAUUGAAUCCUGGUUUUUUUUUUGAUGAAGGACUUUCAACUAAUGAUACACUUGUCGUGACGUAUCAAGAUAAAAGACCAUGGCAACUUAAUUUAACCCUUCAUGGGGAAGGCGGUCAUGGGUCUUCUAUAACAGAUGGCACUGCAAUGGAGAAGCUACAUCGAUUAUUGGAUGUGACAACGCAGUUCAGAGAGCAGCAAAAGCAAAUCAUGAUUUCCAAUAGCACAGAUUAUGGAUCGUACACGACCCUUAAUGUGAAUAUUAUUCGUGGCGGAAGUGUCCCGAAUAUUAUACCCAACCGAGUUAACGUGGUGAUUGAUAUAAGAUUGGCCGUUUCUGCUCGCGUCGAUGAAGUGGAAUCAUUGAUUCAGUCGUGGCUUACGCCACUUGGGAGCAACACUGAACUGACCUUCAUUCGUAAAUUGGAUGUAUCGGAGCCCACUCGACUGGACGAAACCAAUCCAUAUUGGGUUGCCGUUAAGGACGCUUUACAGGAGAUGGACAUUAGCUUUACACCAAGCAUAUGUCCAGCUACGUCUGACAUGGUAUAUGUUCGAAAUCGAGGUUUUCCUGCAAUUGGGUUCGCCUACAGGCCGUACACGGUGUCGCGCAUUCACGCAGCCGAUGAAUAUCUGAACAUGGACAUAUUUUUGAAAGGAAUAGAUGUUUACGUCAACAUUUUAAAGAAAGUUGCAAACUUGCUG
Iphiclides podalirius (scarce swallowtail) is the source of this 1344-nucleotide messenger RNA. The record is from the annotation of a GenBank genome assembly. NCBI's taxonomy places the organism in Eukaryota, Metazoa, Arthropoda, Insecta, Lepidoptera, Papilionidae.